This is a messenger RNA of Galeopterus variegatus (Sunda flying lemur), 2315 nucleotides long. It is a transcript of the gene CNOT8, whose product is annotated as CCR4-NOT transcription complex, subunit 8. The transcript is spliced from 7 exons. NCBI's taxonomy places the organism in Eukaryota, Metazoa, Chordata, Mammalia, Dermoptera, Cynocephalidae. The record is from RefSeq and is a predicted model, not a curated record. The coding region runs from base 141 to 1019 and encodes 292 amino acids. Gene Ontology annotation, cellular component: CCR4-NOT complex; CCR4-NOT core complex; P-body. Gene Ontology annotation, molecular function: nucleic acid binding; poly(A)-specific ribonuclease activity.
GCCGCCGCCGCUGCCGCUGGGGAAUCCGCCCGCCAGCACGCCAGCCUGCGCUUCGCGUGCCCUGGUAGUCAGGAUCAGAUGAAACAUUGUCUGCCUUGCCCUCUGACAUAGCCGAAAGUGACUUCUUAGGUUUCUUCAGGAUGCCUGCAGCACUUGUGGAGAAUAGCCAGGUUAUUUGUGAAGUCUGGGCCAGCAAUCUAGAAGAAGAGAUGAGGAAGAUCCGAGAAAUCGUGCUCAGUUACAGUUACAUUGCCAUGGACACAGAAUUUCCAGGUGUUGUGGUGCGACCAAUUGGUGAAUUUCGCAGUUCCAUAGAUUAUCAGUAUCAGCUUCUGCGGUGCAAUGUUGACCUUUUGAAAAUUAUCCAGCUGGGCCUUACAUUCACGAAUGAGAAGGGGGAAUAUCCUUCUGGAAUCAACACUUGGCAGUUCAACUUCAAAUUCAAUCUUACAGAGGACAUGUACUCCCAGGAUUCCAUAGACCUCCUUGCUAACUCAGGACUGCAGUUUCAGAAGCAUGAAGAGGAAGGGAUUGACACACUACACUUUGCAGAGCUGCUUAUGACAUCAGGAGUGGUUCUCUGUGACAAUGUUAAAUGGCUUUCAUUUCACAGUGGCUAUGAUUUUGGCUAUAUGGUAAAGUUGCUUACAGAUUCUCGUUUGCCAGAAGAGGAACAUGAAUUCUUUCAUAUUCUGAACCUUUUCUUCCCAUCCAUUUAUGAUGUGAAAUACUUGAUGAAGAGUUGUAAAAAUCUUAAGGGAGGUCUUCAGGAAGUUGCUGAUCAGUUGGAUUUGCAGAGAAUUGGAAGGCAGCACCAGGCAGGCUCAGACUCACUGCUGACGGGAAUGGCGUUCUUCAGGAUGAAAGAGUUGUUUUUUGAGGACAGUAUUGAUGAUGCCAAGUACUGUGGACGGCUCUAUGGCCUAGGCACGGGAGUGGUCCAGAAGCAGAAUGAGGAUGUGGACUCUGCCCAGGAGAAGAUGAGCAUCUUGGCGAUUAUCAACAACAUGCAGCAGUGAUGACAGCAAGCUCUGUGGGGUGGGCUCAAUCCUCAAGUGGUGCUUACUGUGCUGACUGGUUACUUGUCUUCCCCACAAGAAAAUGCAUCUUUUGAGCAAACCCUACCUACCGUCUGCAUUGAGCAGAAAGACUUUUGUUUUACUGAAGACAAAAGAUGUCUUCAUUUUAGAUCCAGAAGAGAAGAGUUUGCUCUGAAUUUGUAAACAAGUCUUCCCUAUUCUGCAUCCCCAAGCCUCUCCUCUCCAAUUGCCUCCUGCCACCAGCAUUUAUGGCUCAUUUGACACCUUUUAAAAUACCUAGGACAAGUCUGAAACAAACUAGUAAAAUGUAUAUAACUCUUACCUGUUGUCAUUUUUUUUCUUUUAAAUUUCUUGUUAAUUUCUGAUGAUUCUUGCUAUGAUUCUCAGCUGAACUGAGGGCUUUCAGGGAAAAUGGGACAAAAUGGUGUUCUUGUGAAGUGGGUUAUCAAUACUGAGUUGUUUCCUUUUUUGACCCUGUUCGAGGACACUUGCUUUCCUCACAUUUUGGUAGUCUUACUUUGGAAUGAAUUGCUCAGUGCUGAAAUUAGAGACCAGAUAAUGAAACUUUUCUUAAACACAAACAAUUCUACUAAAUCUGUCUACCCUUCAUUCAUGAGAAACUCCAGAAUUGGUAUUAAGUUGACCACUUCAGUGUCUGUGUUCCAUUGUGCCAUUGAGAUUUGCUAUCACAUAUGCAUCAUCUGAAAUAAUUUUUUCAUAUAAUAAUCCUGGGUUUGUUCCUGAAGGAAAUUAAUAAGAUCAGAUUUUGGGGUUAUGGCUGUUGUAUUUUCAGUAAUAUUCAGAUGGUCAUUUGUAUUCUCCCACCCCUCUUCUCCAUUUUCCCUGCUGCUUUCAGCAAUCCUGAGAAGUUAGGGAGAUGGAUUAAUGUGAAUGCCAGGAAUGUGAGUCUUUAAAAAGGUAUAACGGUUACACAUAAAUAGUGCAGUAAAGGAAUUUGGCUUAUGGAGUUUUCUCGGAGUAGUAUCCCACAACUGGGGUAAGAAGCUCUGGACUUUUUUUUUUUAAAGGUAGUCAUUUAAAAAAUACACUAUUUUUUUGAAUGACUACAAUUUCAAAAACCAAAAACCCCUUUGGAAUGGUGGAUAUAAAACUUGUUAACUCAUUGAAGUGGUUGACUAUCCUUGCAUUUUUAAAAGCUUAUGGAAAACUCAAUUCGAAAUGAUUCAAAAAUGUCAAGUAUAAACUGGUAUUUAAGAUGCAUGUAAAUAUUCAUGUUUUUAAUUUUGUAAAAUAAAGAUUUCUUUUAACCACUGA